Culex quinquefasciatus (southern house mosquito) is the source of this 1042-nucleotide messenger RNA. Its product is annotated as cathepsin B. Bases 10 to 984 code for a protein of 324 amino acids. NCBI's taxonomy places the organism in Eukaryota, Metazoa, Arthropoda, Insecta, Diptera, Culicidae. Gene Ontology annotation, molecular function: cysteine-type endopeptidase activity. Gene Ontology annotation, cellular component: lysosome. The record is from RefSeq and is a predicted model, not a curated record. The transcript has a single exon.
CCCGGGAAAAUGGCUCUCUCUAAAGUUCUACUAGUUCUGUGCCUCAUCGCCGCCAUCGGCUCCAUCUCCGGGCUCAGCAUCACGGACAAGAUUCAGGAAGCGCUGGUGUCCGCCAUCCGAUCGCGUGCCCGCUCCUGGGUCGCCCAGGUGUACGAUCGGCCGGAAGAGUUUGGCGUGAUGAAAAUGAGCCUCGGUCUGAACGAGUCUGAACUCAACAGUCUGCCACGGCUGCAGAAUCAACGCUCGGUUCGCGCCCUGCCGGCGAGCUUUGACGCGCGCCAAAAGUGGCCUUACUGCCCAUCGCUGAACCAAAUCCGCAGCCAGGGAUCUUGUGGAUCGUGCUACGCCGUGUCGACUGCUGCGGUCAUUACCGAUCGUUACUGCAUCCAUUCCGGGGGUGAACGGCAGUUCUACUUUGGAUCAACGGGCUACCUGUCCUGCUGUACGGACUGUUACAAGUGUGACGGUGGCUACGUGCACAAAACUUUUGAUUACUGGGUGAAGUAUGGUCUCACCAGCGGGGGACCGUACCAUUCUGGGCAGGGUUGUAAGCCGUACCCAUUUGGCGGCGCUACCCAGGAUGUGAACAUCGUUCUGAAAUGCGAUCGCCAGUGCCAGGCCGGAUAUCCGCUGACCUACAGCCAGGACCUCAAGUAUGGAGCCAGUUCGUACAUUCUCCCAUGGGGAGACGAAAAUGCGAUGAAAGCCGAGAUCUAUCAGAACGGUCCGAUUGUUACGUCCUUUGAUGUGUAUGGCGAUUUCUUCCAGUACAGGAGCGGAGUGUAUCGACACGUUACGGGUGCAUACAAAGGUAGUCACGCGGUUCGAGUCAUUGGAUGGGGCGUUGAGAACGGAGUCAAGUACUGGCUGUGUGCCAACUCGUGGAAUGAGCGAUGGGGCGAAAAUGGCUUCUUUAAGAUUGUCCGUGGCGAAAAUCAUGUGGGAGUCGAGGACAUUAGCUAUGCUGGACUGCCCAAGUAUUAGAAAGGGGAUAAGAUUGUAACUCACAAAAGUAGUGAAUAAAGUUUGGAAUGAUUAAAUC